AUGAAUUCAACUUAUGAAAAUGACCGUAAACUCCAACGCUCACUACACUCAUCUGUGCUGUGCGCUUUAUUUUUACAAAUUUAUUUACGUGACUUAUUCAUUGAAGACGACUCUGUUAGACGCUCAGAAAGAUUUGCAGCCAAGAGAAAUAAUAUCAACUUUAAGUUACCAAACGUCACAACGACACAGUAUGAAAAUUCAUUUGCUAUUACUGUAAUUCGCCUGUGGGAGCAAUUGCCUGCUGAUAUUGUAUAG
Cotesia congregata is the source of this 255-nucleotide messenger RNA. Lineage: Eukaryota; Metazoa; Arthropoda; Insecta; Hymenoptera; Braconidae. The record is from the annotation of a GenBank genome assembly.